CCUUAUCUACACGAAUCGCGACAUCGGCAUGCUUGCAAUCGUCCACGGGGAAAGGGAGGGAGGUUCCUGACGGCGGAGGAGAUUGAUGCAUUGAAGAAGGACGAGGCCGGCAGUGCAGCUGUAUGAUAGAAAGGGGGACACGCUCAUGUUGUUCAUUCCGCCAUGUUGUAUUGGGGAAGAACUGCCCGAGGUAGAUGUAAAAGCAUAGGUUGAGACUGCCACGUCCCAUCUCGCAUGGUGGAGGUGGUCCAGUAAAUUCUGACAGCUCUAUUAUUGCUUCAUUCAAUCUCCAUUGAGCCUUGCGUCCGACCUCGACACAUUGACCGACCAGCGGUCUGCCCCGGACAGGGUAGACUCAGUCGCGUGUCGGGAGCAAGAUGCCGGGAUCCCCUACUGAAAGGGGCAGAGUGGUGACGCUGGAGUCAUUCAUCAUCGAUACCUUCAAACGGAUUGAUGACGAUGGAGUCGAGCACCCGGUCAACAGGCCAAACGAAAUUGGAGGCGCCGGACCAUAUGCUCUCGUCGGAUCUCGUAUGUUUCUUCCUGCGGACAUGCUGGGCAUGAUACUGGACUAUGAAUCAUCUUCUUUCCCCGAUCACAUGGCGAGUCAAUUACAAACCUACGGCGAAGAGAUGUGGUUGUUCAGGGAGAGACAGGACAACAUGGCAACGACCAAAGCUGUGAACAAGUACUACAAAGAAACCAGGCUAUUUGAAUACCUCAACACACCGAUCCUCAAUACGCCCAACAGCUUAGUCAAAACUCGUCUAGCUCGACCUCCACCUCAAAUUAUCCAUUUUGUAUCGCUCGUGAAUCGAGCUCUGGUGGUCCUCUCCGAAGUGGAAGAUCUCCGCGAGGACGGAUGGGAUCCAAAGCUAUUCUGGGAGCCUGAACCCACCACUUGCCAUCCGCAGUACCUCGAUCUCAUCCUGACGAUUGGAUCUCAAGUGGAUAUCCUCAGCCCAAAUCACGCCGAAGCAUUCAAUCUCCUUUCGAUGGAGGAACCCGAAGAUGUAACGACCGAGACCGUCAGACACUUGGUUGAGAAAGCAACCUUGCAACUCUCUCGUUGCCGUCCAAAGAUUGCUACAGUUGUCAGAGCCGGAUCCCUAGGAUGCUGCUACGUCGAGACGGUAGCCAAUUGGGAACAAAGCGAGAUUGCUUGGAUCCCGGCGUAUUGGCAAACACAGAAUCCAGAUGACGGUUGUCUCUCUCCCUCCUCGGAUACUCCUGUUCACACCAUUACGUCCGUGCUUCACAAGUCUACGGAUGAUAAAGGCAAGGGCAGAGAACAAGACACACUUUCAUUGGGUCGUGACGUCAGGCAUCCUCGAGUGGUUGAUCCCACCGGCGCAGGCAACGCUUUCAUGGGCGGGCUCGCAGCAGCUUUCAGCCUAGGGUGUGAUAUCGAAGAAGCCUGUAUCUGGGCGAGUGUGGCAGCCUCAUUCACGAUCGAGCAACAUGGUUUACCUCACAUCAAAAACGUUGGCGGAAAAGAAUUAUGGAACGGUGAUGCCCCAAUGGACAGGGUGGAAAAGCUUUCUAAAAGGCUUGCAUGGGAUCAAGCGGUAUAGAGUGUCCAUAGAUGAUCGUUGGGCGAGAGUGCAGAGCUAAGGCGGGUGGCAAGAGUCAGAAUGACAUUACGUAAUUCCAGUCCACUGGUCCGAGCCCCCGGGAAAAAUUUCCGGCCAUCGAUGUGCCAACACC
Molecule: messenger RNA, 1707 nt
Organism: Kockovaella imperatae
Lineage: Eukaryota; Fungi; Basidiomycota; Tremellomycetes; Tremellales; Cuniculitremaceae
Product: Ribokinase-like protein
Exons: 9
Coding region: 378-1574 (398 amino acids)
Source: RefSeq, a predicted model, not a curated record